GGCCCGACCCGGGCAGCGCAGCGGCGGGGCGAGCGGCGGCGCGGCAACAUGGCGACGGUGCCCGUGUACUGCGUCUGCCGGCUGCCCUACGACGUUACCCGCUUCAUGAUCGAGUGCGAUGCCUGCAAGGACUGGUUCCACGGCAGCUGUGUUGGGGUGGAAGAGGAAGAGGCACCAGACAUUGACAUUUACCACUGCCCGAACUGCGAGAAAACCCAUGGCAAGUCCACGCUCAAGAAAAAGCGGACCUGGCACAAACAUGGCCCUGGGCCAACACCUGACGUGAAACCAGUGCAGAAUGGCAGUCAGCUGUUCAUCAAGGAGCUGCGGAGCCGAACCUUCCCCAGUGCUGAAGACGUGGUGUCCCGUGUACCAGGUAGCCAACUCACUGUGGGCUACAUGGAGGAACAUGGCUUCACUGAGCCCAUCCUUGUCCCCAAGAAAGACGGCCUGGGCUUGGCUGUCCCUGCCCCGACAUUCUACGUGAGUGACGUGGAGAACUAUGUGGGGCCAGAGAGGAGCGUGGAUGUGACAGACGUCACCAAGCAGAAAGACUGCAAAAUGAAGCUAAAAGAAUUCGUGGACUAUUACUAUAGCACGAACCGCAAGCGUGUUCUCAACGUGACCAACCUCGAGUUCUCAGACACCAGAAUGUCCAGCUUUGUGGAGCCACCUGACAUUGUGAAGAAACUGUCGUGGGUAGAAAACUACUGGCCCGAUGAUGCGCUGCUGGCCAAGCCCAAGGUGACCAAGUACUGCCUGAUUUGUGUGAAGGACAGCUACACCGACUUCCACAUUGACUCUGGAGGUGCCUCAGCGUGGUACCAUGUCCUCAAGGGGGAGAAGAUCUUCUAUCUUAUCCGGCCAGCCUCAGCCAACAUCUCCCUAUAUGAGCGCUGGCGGUCAGCCUCCAACCACAGCGAGAUGUUCUUCGCUGACCAGGUGGACAGGUGCUAUAAGUGCACUGUCAAGCAGGGCCAGACCCUCUUCAUCCCCUCAGGCUGGAUCUAUGCCACGCUCACCCCUGUGGACUGCCUGGCCUUCGCUGGACAUUUCCUCCACAGCCUCAGUGUGGAGAUGCAGAUGAGGGCAUAUGAGGUGGAAAGGAGGUUAAAACUCGGCAGCCUGACUCAGUUUCCCAACUUUGAAACUGCCUGCUGGUACAUGGGGAAGCACCUAUUGGAAGCGUUCAAAGGUGGCCAGGUUGACCCUGACCCCAUGGUUCCACAGGCUUUGGCAGAGCACGAGGACGAACUCCCAGAGCACUUCAGGCCUUCACAGCUCAUCAAGGACCUGGCUAAAGAGAUCAGGCUCAGCCCCCCCAAGCCCCCCAAAACCCUGAAGCUCAAAGAUGGGAGCAAGAAGAAAGGGAAGAAGUGCAAGGAGUCAGCCUCGCCCACCAUCCCCAACCUGGACCUGCUUGAGGCUCACACAAAGGAGGCACUGACCAAGAUGGAGCCGCCGAAGAAAGGGAAGACCCCAAAGAGCGUCCUCAGUGUUCCCAAUAAGGACACAGUCCACACACAGAAUGACGUGGAAAGGCUGGAAAUUCGAGAGCAAACAAAGAGCAAGUCAGAGGCCAAGUGGAAAUGGUCUAUGUUCUGCUGGCCUCGGGGCCCUGGGGUCCCACUGACCUAUUCCUACUACUCUAGCUCCAAGGCCCUCAGGCCCCCGAGCAGCCCUGGUGUGUUCGGGGCCUUGCAGAGCUUCAAGGAAGACAAGGCCAAGCCNGUGCGCGAUGAGUACGAGUAUGUAUCAGACGACGGGGAGCUGAAGAUCGACGAGUUUCCCAUCAGAAGGAAGAAGAGCGCCCCCAAAAGGGACUUGUCCUUCUUGUUAGACAAGAAGGAGGCUCUCCUCAUCCCCACCUCGAAGCCAAAGCUGGACUCUGCGGUAUACAAGAGCGACGACUCCUCUGACGAGGGNUCUCUGCACAUCGACACGGACACCAAGCCAGGCAGAAAUGCCAAAGUGAAGAAGGAGAGCGGGAGCUCAGCGGCAGGCAUCCUGGACCUGCUGCAGGCCAGCGAGGAGGUUGGCGCGCUGGAGUACAACCCCAACAGUCAGCCUCCUGCCUCCCCCAGCACACAGGAAGCCAUUCAGGGAAUGCUUUCCAUGGCCAAUCUGCAGGCCUCUGACUCCUGCCUGCAGACCACAUGGGGUACUGGGCAGGCCAAGGGUGGCUCACUGGCAGCCCAUGGUGCCCGGAAGAUUGGUGGUGGCAGCAAAGGCACAGGCAAGCGCCUGCUGAAGAGGACUGCCAAGAAUAGUGUGGAUCUGGAGGACUACGAGGAACAGGAUCACCUGGAUGCCUGCUUCAAGGACUCAGACUAUGUUUACCCCUCACUGGAGUCUGAUGAAGAUAACCCCGUCUUCAAGUCCCGGUCAAAGAAGAGGAAAGGCUCAGAUGAUGCCCCGUACAGCCCCACAGCCAGGGUCGGUCCAUCGGUGCCAAGACAAGACAGGCCUGUGCGUGAGGGGACCAGAGUGGCCUCCAUUGAGACCGGGCUGGCAGCUGCUGCAGCCAAGCUGUCCCAGCAGGUGAGGAGAUGGAAGGCUCUUGCAAGAGGAAGUCUCCACUGUGUGAACUGUGUGAACUUAGGCUGA
Mus pahari (shrew mouse) is the source of this 2607-nucleotide messenger RNA. It is a transcript of the gene Phf2, whose product is annotated as PHD finger protein 2. Gene Ontology annotation, molecular function: transcription coregulator activity; histone demethylase activity. Gene Ontology annotation, biological process: regulation of transcription by RNA polymerase II; protein demethylation. NCBI's taxonomy places the organism in Eukaryota, Metazoa, Chordata, Mammalia, Rodentia, Muridae. Bases 49 to 2607 code for a protein of 852 amino acids. The record is from RefSeq and is a predicted model, not a curated record. The transcript is spliced from 16 exons.